UUUCCAACAUAUCUACAGCUUAGGGUUCAAGUGAAAAAUGGAUUUCCACAGCCUUUCAAGGAGAGAAUUGCAGGCAUUGUGCAAGACAAACAAGAUCCCCGCCAACGUGACGAAUGUUGCCAUGGCUGAUUCCCUCAAAAAUCUAGAGAUUGUUGAAGGGGUUGAUGAGGUGUUGCAGGAGUUUAAAUGUGGAAUUUAUCAGUCAUCAGUCGAGCCACGGUCAAGGACUACAAGGAAGAAGGAUGUAUUGCUGACCCCUGCUCAGUCAGGUGCUGCUAGCCGGAGGAGAAGAGCUGCUAAGGAAGACAGUACACUUCAGCAAGUUUAUGGAACAAGGCGGUCUGCAAGGUUGACAGAGAAGACUGCCAAGUUGUUACAAGGAGUCCCUUUGUUUUCGACGAAGGAUUUGUUUACUGAUGAUGUUCAAGACUUCAAAAUGAAAUUGGAAGAGAGCCUGGAUGGUUCAGUUGAAGUCUCGGGAGUUACUGAUGUGGAAGAGGCCGAGAGCAAAGAUGAAGGGCAGGUAGAUUCGAGUGAUAAACAGAAUGUGUCUAUUGAUGUAGAAGUGGCAUCCGUAGCAAUAGUGGAGGAUAAUGAUGGACAUCAAUCAAACCUGAAGGAAGUAGAGGUGCCCAAGAUUGAGGAGGAACAUCAUUCUACUGUGGAGGCUAAAAUAGAACUGAAUGAGAGUAGGGUUUCAGAAAUUGAGCAAGCCGGUUCUGGUUUCGAGACUCGAGAUAAAAAAGCUUAUCACGAUGAAUCUCAAAAGGCUGAUGGAUUCGAAGCCAAUCAAACUUCUGAGACCAAACCUACAAGGCUCAUAGCUGACAUUAUAGAAGAAGAGAAGACUUCUGAAGAUGCAGAAUCAGUAGAUGAAACAAUCGUUGAGAAUGAUCUUGCAUUAGCUGAAGCGUCUUCUGGCACUGUUAUCGAAAGUGUUGGCGAAGUGUUCGUUGCAGCUGAAGCUAUAGCUAUAGCUUCUGAAGAGAACAAGGAAGAUCUUGAGCUAAAUACUGAUUCAAGUGAAACCAUAUCCAAUCCUGAUGAAUCAGAUUCAGACAAUCUGGAUAUCACAGAAGAAUCAACCAAGAGUGAUGAUUCCAUGGCUUACGAAACCAGUUUGAGGAGCAACGAAGAUGAUGUUCCAUCUCUCACCAUUCAACCAACUCUUAUGACACCAAGAAGGGCAUCUGAUUCUGCAAACAAGGCAACCUCGGACAAUAAAGAGAAAGAGAAUGAGAAUGAGGAAUAUCUUGAGCUAAAUUCUGAUUCAAGUGAAACCGAAUCCAAUCCUGAUGAAUCAGAUUCAGGCAAUCUGGAUAUCACAGAAGAAUCAACCAAGAGUAAUGAUUCCAUGGCUUCCAAAACCAAUUUGAUAAGCAACAAAGAUGAUGUUUCCGACUGGGAUGAACAAGUAACACCCGAAAAAGAUGCUGCAGCAAUCCUAAAGAAUUCUCCAACUCGCCAACUAACUGCUUUGGAGAAUGCAGCAGUUCCAUCUCUCACUAUUCAACCAACUCUUUCGACACCAAGAAGGGCUUCUGGUUCUGCAAGCAAGACAACCUCGGACAAUGAAGAGAGUGAGAAUGAGGAAGAUCUUGAGUUAAAUACUGAUUCAAGUGAAACCGAAUCCAAUCCUGAUGAAUCAGAUUCAGACAAUCUGGAUAUCACAGAAGAAUCAACCAAGAGUAAUGAUUCCAUGGCUUCGGGAACCAGUUUGAUGACCUAUGAAGAUGAUGUUUCCGACUGGGAUGAACAAGCAACACCUGAAAAAGAUGCUGCAGCCAGCCUAGAGAAUUCUCCAACUCAUCAACUAGCUGCUUUUUCGGAGAAUGCAACAGUUCCAUCUCUCACCAUUCAACCAACUCUUUCGACACCGAGAAGGUCGACUGAUUCUGCAAGCAAGGCAACCUCGGACAAUGAAGAGAAUGAGGAAGAUCUUGAGCUAAAUACUGAUUCAAGUGAAAGCAAAUCCAGUCCUGAUGAAUCAGAAUCUUUGAAUCUCACAGAAGAAUCAACCAUGAGUGAUGAUUCCGCGGCUUCUGAAUAUAGUUUGACGAGCAGCGAGGAAGAUGAUUCCGACUGGGAUGAACAAGUAACAACCCAAAAAGAUGAAUCAGAUUCCUUGGAUCUCACAGAAGAAUCAACCAAGAGUAAUGACUCCUUGGCUUCUAAAAUCAGUUUGAUGAGCAACGAAGAUGAUGUUAUCGACUGGGAUGAACAAGUAACACCAGAAAAAGAUGCUGCAACGAGCCUAGAUCAUUCUCCCACUCCUUUUAUGGAGAAUGCAGCAGUGUUAUCUCUCACCAUUCCUCCAACUCUUUCGACACCAGGAAGGGCGUCUGCAAGCAAGGCAAUCGUGAGAACGGACAAUAAAGAGAACAUCGGCAGUGGAAGUAAAACCGCGCCUGCGAAAGAGAGAUCAAAGAUUGUCAAGAAAAUUGCUGAGAGUGUCCCCAUGCUGGAUGAUCUGAAGGGUGAAAAUGAGGCAUCUGCAGCUGCAAUAACUGCUCUCCAAGCACUGUCGGAUAAUCAGAAGGCGAAUUAAACCUCAUAUUGUUUUGAGUAUUUUCAUUCCAGUAUGAAUAUGAGAGAACUAAUGUUUUCUAUUCUGAUUUUGUGACUACAAUUUAUCUCUAUAUUUUGUGUUGUUUGGACAAGGUCACACCCACAAGGUUUCGGUGCAUGAAAUGUUUACCUUUGCUCUUUAAAUCUGAAAAUUAUUGAAAAAAAGAGCAAAUAAUCGAAAAAUCAUC
This is a messenger RNA of Salvia splendens (bonfire salvia), 2756 nucleotides long. Its product is annotated as dentin sialophosphoprotein. The transcript has 9 exons. Lineage: Eukaryota; Viridiplantae; Streptophyta; Magnoliopsida; Lamiales; Lamiaceae. The record is from RefSeq and is a predicted model, not a curated record. The coding region runs from base 38 to 2548 and encodes 836 amino acids.